AUGUACAGACUAGUGUGCUUUCUUGUUUUUGUGGGCGCAGUCGCGGCUAACGACAUUGUUAUCAGCCACGAAAAUGGCAAGAAAAUAUACGAUAGCAACAGAACCGCCAGUCCGGCGAUAUGGAGACGAGCUGACAAGAUAACUGUCAACGCUACAGACAACGAAGUCAUCAGCGGCGUGAUCAUCACAGAUUUGAGGGCGGAGAAGGACGGAGAGGUGCAAAUCGUCGAAGGGGGACAAGGACAGAAAAACGUUACCUUCGAGUUGAAGAGCCCGGCUGUGUUCAGAGGCUACGAAUUCCACGUUGAAGUUUACUCUGUGCCCGAAGAUGAAAUACAAGCAGAAGUAAAUACCUCCACCAAGUUAUCAGACGCGAAGGUGCCAGCAUCCGUCGCUGGAGAAACGCAUAACCCGGAGAAGAAUUUAAGAGAAACGCGAAAAACCGAAACGGCUGCGACAGCUACGUCUGAAGCUUCAGACGAGAAAACGACCUUCACAGCGACAACUGAACAAGGCCAAACUUUAAUUACGACCCAGAAACCUGAGUUCUUCAAUCCUAUUGCCAUGAGCAAAGACAUUAACAUCAACGGUAUUCCGACAGCAUCGAACGUGGACGUACAAAGUACAACCGAGGUUAAUGUUGAAGGUAGCACUACUGCUGAUCGCACCACGGUGGUAGGCCGCGAAGAAGAGCUUCCUACCGAUAACGAUGUCUCUCAAUUCGCGCUGUUAAAGGACAAUUAUGCUCCUUCGACUUCGCAGCACGCUUCGACGAUUCCACCAGUGGGUUACAGCACGCACGUAUACAAAAAUAAGUACACGCGAAAUGAUUAAAGUUAUUUUAAUUACCUAUUUUUUUUAGGUUAGAUUGACCAUCGCUAUUUUGUUUAGCAAAUGGUCAUAUUUGUGUAAUUAUAGGUGACCCUCCUAUAAAACGGUUCUAAAAAUUCCCUAAAACCCCUAUUUCGAUGACACGUUAAAGAUAUUUUUGUUUAUUUAGAAAGAAUAACCGAAAUUAUAUUUCAAUUUUUUUUGUCUAAUAGGUUAAAAAAUACAUACAGGCACAGUUGAGAUAUUUUGUUCAGAAAUUACUCUCUUUUUUGUAAUGGCUUCUAGUCUCAUUAAAACAAUUUCGCACAACACGGUAGUACUUUGUAGAGCCGUGUAAUACUCGUAGGAGGGUAACCUGUAUACUGUUUAUUAGGUGCCUAUUUAUAAAUUUCAGAUAUUCAAGAAAAUAGCCAGCAUUGAUAUAGCAUUGUACUAAUUUUAAUUCGAAGCUAAUGUGCUAAAAUAAAAACUCUGAAGGAUAUAUUUUGAUAGUUUUAUUGAAAUAACAACCUGAUUUAAUAAAAAUACUGAGUUAUAGCGGAAAUCGAAGCUGGAGGCUCAAGUUAUAACGGUUGUUCUGCUCUUUAAGUUCGCAGCGAUAAUGGGCAGGCUGGUGGAAUUUACACGCAUGGGUGAUAAGCCUCGCAAUUAGCCAG
Bombyx mandarina (wild silkworm) is the source of this 1487-nucleotide messenger RNA. RefSeq lists its product as uncharacterized. The record is from RefSeq and is a predicted model, not a curated record. Lineage: Eukaryota; Metazoa; Arthropoda; Insecta; Lepidoptera; Bombycidae.